GGAAAGUGUGCGCUAGGAUCACGUGACUUCAGGAGUAGCGAAUGAGAUGGCUACUUGCAGCUGUUCGGAGAGGCAGGCGGUCUAACUGAGGAGGAAGCUGGUGCCUGAGUCUCUCUUUCUAUCGUCAGUGGCGGCAGCAUGGCCCCGGCGCGGUACUGCGUUCCCGGUGAGAGACUCUGCAGCUUAGAGGAAGGGACCCCUGGCAGUGGCACCUACACCCAUCAUGGCUUUAUCUUUGCUUCUCUGGCAGGUUGUUUCAUGAAGAAAAGUGAGAAUGGCAUGCUACCAGUGGUCUCUGUAAUGAGAGAUGUAGAUUCUCAACUUCUACCUGAUGUGGGGGCUACAGUGACAUGUAAGGUUUGCAGCAUUAAUUCACGUUUUGCAAAGGUUCACAUCUUGUAUGUUGGUUCUACACCACUGAAAUCCCCAUUCCGUGGAACAAUACGGAGAGAAGAUAUCCGAGCUACAGAGAAGGACAAGGUAGAGGUUUACAAGAGUUUUCGUCCAGGAGACAUAGUUCUGGCCAAAGUUAUCUCGUUGGGGGAUGUACAGUCUAACUACCUGCUGACGACAGCAGAGAAUGAGCUGGGUGUAGUGGUGGCUCAUAGUGAAGCAGAUGUACGGAUGGUGCCAAUCAGUUGGUGUGAAAUGCAGUGUCCCAGUACACAUGCCAAGGAACUGCGCAAGGUAGCCCGGGUACAGCCUGAGUUUCUACAGACCUAAAUGGCACAUACCCCAAGAUGUAUAACUGGUACUGGCAAGAAUUACUCCAGGGUAGAGAGAAAGAAACCUCGGAAACAGUCCUCUUGAGUCACUGCUAAUUGUACAACAGAAAUAAACAUCACAAUCCCUAUGUUGCCUUCUGCCUUUGGAAGGCCCCAGGGAAAAAAGAUUUUACCCGUUUCCUCUAUUUUUAUGUCCUAAUUGUACUGCUUUAUAAACCAAUAAACUCUGUUCCAUAGUA
Molecule: messenger RNA, 964 nt
Organism: Eublepharis macularius
Lineage: Eukaryota; Metazoa; Chordata; Lepidosauria; Squamata; Eublepharidae
Gene: EXOSC1
Product: exosome component 1
Exons: 8
Coding region: 139-723 (194 amino acids)
Biological process (GO): RNA processing
Cellular component (GO): nuclear exosome (RNase complex); cytoplasm
Molecular function (GO): RNA binding
Source: RefSeq, a predicted model, not a curated record